AUGCCUCGUCAGAGUAUAGUCCAGGUCAAGGCAGGCAUUUUGAAGGUAGGGGAUGUAGGUGGAUACGGGGGUCUGAGUCAGGAAGUGGGGGGAGGGCAUGUGAUGGAGGAGGGUACUGGGUCUGCUCACAAUGGACAAGUCUGCAGCUCCUGGGGAAAUAAUUACUUCAAGUCCUUUGAUGGGGAUGUCUUUUAUUUCCCUGGUACAUGCAACUACCUAUAUGCUUCAAACUGCAAAAGUAGCUUUGAGGAUUUCAACAUCCAGAUCAGGCGUUCUGUUGUCAAUAAUCUUCCAACUAUUAGCCAUAUCACUAUCAAGAUUGAUGGCCUUUACAUUGAACUGCAGAGCGGGAGCGUGGCAUUUAACAGUCAGCCAGUGGAGCUUCCCUACAGCUCCUCCGGAGUCCAGGUUGGCCGGAGUGGUCUAUAUAUUAAAAUAGCUGCAAGGCUGGGCUUACAGUUCAUGUGGAAUGAAGAUGAUGCUAUUCUGCUGGAGUUGGAUCCAAAGUUUGCCAAUCAGACCUGCGGUCUCUGUGGAGACUUCAAUGGCAUUCCGAUUUACAAUGAGUUUAUUACAAACAAUGUUCAGCUCUCCAGUAUUCAGUAUGGAAAUAUGCAGAAGAUGAAUGGACCACGAGAAUCCUGUGAUGAUUUGACAGUGAAUCCACUGAACAACUGCACUGACACUCGGAUGAUAUGUGAAGUGGUGCUCAUGGGCACAGCAUUCUCACAAUGUAACACCCUGGUGGACCCAGCUCAGUACAUUGAUGCAUGCGUCCAGGAUCUGUGUAGAUGUGGAAAAGAUGCCAUUGGCUUUUGUUUGUGUAACACCUUUACAGAGUACUCCCGGCAGUGUGCCCAUGCUGGUGGAAGCCCACAGAACUGGAGAACUGAUCAACUUUGUCCCUUGAAAUGUACUAUGAACUUGGAGUACAGGGAAUGUGGAAGUCCAUGCCCCAACACAUGUACCAACCCAGAUAGGUCAUUAGUCUGUGAUAACCACUGCAUUGAUGGAUGCUUUUGCCCUGCAGGAACUGUAUUUGAUGACAUCAACAACUCUGGCUGUGUCCCUGUCCAGCAGUGUUCCUGCACUUACAAUGGAAAAGUCUAUUCACCAGGGACUGGUUAUUCAGCUCAGUGUCAUUCUUGUAACUGUAAUGGAGGAAAGUGGAGCUGUACUGAAGCAGUGUGUGCUGGAUCCUGUGCAAUUGAGGGGGGAUCACAUAUUACCUCCUAUGAUAUGACUCGUUACACCUUCCACGGAGACUGCAGCUACGUAUUGUCUAAGACAUGCUACAACAGCACCUUUAGUGUAUUGGGAGAGCUCCGUAAAUGCGGUCUGACGGACACUGAAACUUGUCUGAAGAGUGUGAGCCUCAGUUUGAAUGAUGGGAAAGAUUUUAUCUACGUAAAGCCUUGUGGAAGUGUAUAUGUCAAUUCACUUUACACCCAGCUGCCCGUCUCAUCAGCUAGUGUCACCAUCUUCAAGCCUUCAUCCUUCUUCAUCAUUAUACAGACCACUUUUGGUCUACAGCUGGAAAUCCAACUGAUCCCCACCAUGCAGAUAUACAUCAACCUGGAUCCAUCUUUUAAAAAUGAAGUCUGUGGCCUUUGCGGAAACUUUAACAACAUACAAGCUGAUGACUUCAGAGUUCUGAGUGGAGUGAUUGAAGGAACUGGGUCCUCAUUUGCCAACACUUGGAUGACACAAGCAGACUGCCCAACUGUUUCAAACAGCUUUGAAAACCCUUGUUCCUUGAGCAUCGAGAACGAACUGUAUGCAACACACUGGUGCUCUAUGUUAACUGACUCAGAAGGAGUCUUUGCAGAAUGCCACGUAAAAGUAGAUCCAGAUGUGUACAUGAAGAACUGCCUGUUUGAUUCCUGUAACUGUGCAAAGAGUGAGGAGUGCAUGUGUGCCGUAUUGUCCUCCUAUGUAUAUGCCUGUGCUAUGAAAGGAAUCAUUCUUAACGGAUGGAGACAAAAUGUCUGCACCACAUACACAACCAGCUGUCCUGCUUCACUGACCUACAGUUACUCAAUCAGCACCUGCCAACCCACCUGCCGUUCCCUUAGCAGCCAUGACAUUACUUGUGACAUCUUAUUUGUCCCUGUUGAUGGCUGUAUCUGCCAGAAUGGAACCUACCUGGAUGACAGUGGUAGAUGUGUCCUCCCAUCAGCUUGUUCCUGCUACUACAAGGGAACCGCAGUGCCACCAGGUGAGGUGGUUCAUGACAAUGGAGCUAUUUGCACUUGCUCUUCAGGAAAACUAGACUGCAUUGGAACCGCACAACUAACAGUCUGUGCUGCCCCCAUGGUGUAUUUUGACUGCACAAAUAAGACUGCUGGAACUAAAGGAGCCGAGUGCCAGAAAAGCUGUCAAACCUUUGACAUGCAGUGUUACAGCACUCAAUGUAUCUCUGGCUGCAUUUGCCCCGAUGGACUAAUCGCUGAUAGUCAUGGUGGAUGUGUUCAAGAACAGCAGUGUCCAUGUAUCCACAACAAUGAAGCUUUCCCUCCAAGUGCUAAAAUUAAAAUGCAGUGCAAUACAUGUACAUGUGUGAAUAGAAACUGGGAGUGUACCAGUGAGUUGUGCAUGGGGACCUGCACAAUAUAUGGGGAUGGUAACUACAUCACAUUUGACACCAAGAGAUACAGCUUUAGUGGGGACUGUGAAUAUACCCUGGUUCAGGAUUACUGUAGUGGUGACCCAUCCAAUGGAACUUUCCGUGUUAUCACUGAGAACAUUCCGUGUGGAUCUACAGGCACAACCUGCUCCAAGUCCAUAAAAGUUUUCCUCGGUAACUAUGAGCUUAUACUGAGUGAUGAGAAAUUUGAGGUUGUCCAACUUGCAUCUGGAGAAUAUGUACCUUACAAAGUGCACCAGAUGGGCAUCUACAUGGUGAUCGAAGCUCUCAAUGGAUUGGUUUUGGUGUGGGAUAUGAAGACCACCAUGUUUAUCAAGCUGGAGCCAAGUUUCCAGGGUAAAGUGUGUGGAUUGUGUGGUAACUAUGAUGGAAAUGCCAAUAAUGACUUCUCCACCAGAAGUCUGUCUGUAGUAGGAGAUGUAGUAGAAUUCGGCAACAGCUGGAAACUCUCACCAAGCUGCCCAGAUGCUGUGAGCCUCAAAGAUUCCUGCUCACUAAACCCUUAUAGGAAAUCCUGGGCACAGAGACAAUGUAGCAUCAUCACCAGUGUCGUAUUCUCAGCUUGCCAUCCUUUGGUUGAUCCAUUGAAAUACUAUGAUGCUUGUGUCAGUGAUUCCUGUGCUUGUGACACUGGUGGAGAUUGUGAGUGCUUCUGUACUGCUGUGGCUUCAUAUGCUCAAGCUUGUAGUGAGGCUGGAACCUGUGUCAGCUGGAGAAACCCCAACAUGUGUCCAAUUUUUUGCGAUUACUACAACAAAGAAGGUGAGUGCGAAUGGCACUACAAACCAUGUGGAGCCCAUUGCAUGAAGACUUGCAGGAACCCUGAUGGAACCUGUUACCAUAAUCUGUCAGGUUUGGAAGGUUGCUAUCCCACCUGCCCAGAGGAUAAACCAUACUAUGAUGAAGAGACAAAGCAGUGUGUCCCUGCAUGUAAUGCGUGUUAUGAUGGCUAUGACAACAGAUACCCCAUAGGAUAUGUAGUGCGAAAUGACAACAACACCUGUACACUCUGCAACUGCACAAGCGAAGGCAUCAAAUGUUACAACCUAACAGGAGUUUGUAUCUCUUCCCAGCUUUUUUUUCUUCUUAAAACGCUCCACCAGCUUCAAUCAUGUGACCUGUCAAAGUCACAUGACCGGAUCUCCUCCAAACGCAGAGAUCUCUCCUAUGUUAAGCAGAGAGAACUUCAUGGGGUACAGCAUAUGCCACACCACAGUCUACAUUUUUUGAAUGGGCUGUUUAAUAUGGGCUACGAUGUGCAUACCUCAGCAGAGUAUAACAAUGAGUGGAUGAUGAUGCCCACUCUAUUAUAA
Molecule: messenger RNA, 3960 nt
Organism: Nanorana parkeri
Lineage: Eukaryota; Metazoa; Chordata; Amphibia; Anura; Dicroglossidae
Product: mucin-5AC-like
Exons: 29
Coding region: 1-3960 (1319 amino acids)
Cellular component (GO): extracellular matrix
Molecular function (GO): protein binding
Source: RefSeq, a predicted model, not a curated record